This is a messenger RNA of Cuscuta campestris, 2746 nucleotides long. The record is from the annotation of a GenBank genome assembly. NCBI's taxonomy places the organism in Eukaryota, Viridiplantae, Streptophyta, Magnoliopsida, Solanales, Convolvulaceae.
GUGAAGGACAAUCCACCACGAGGCCUCCGUUGUUUGACGGAACGAACUACACGUAUUGGAAGGAGCGGAUGAGGACUUACAUCCAAUCCACCAACUUUCUCCUGUGGAGAAUCAUCAAGAAGGGCGAAGAUAUGCCUAUGAAGAAGGAAAAUGAGAAAAUCAAUGAGAUGUUUGAACGAUUCUCAAAAAUCGUGAACGACAUUCACGCUCUCAAGAAGACGUACAGGGACAAGGAGCUCGUGAGAAAAAUCCUGCGAAGUCUCACACCAGAAUGGUGCUCUAAAGCCGAUGUUAUCCAAGAUUCCACUGGCAUCACCAACGUCACCAUCGACGGGCUUAGAGGUAACCUCAAAACCUAUGAGUCUACCAUCCUUUUUCCCUUUUUAGGUGAACAAAAGAAGAAGGGGAUUGCACUCAAGGCUUCCACAAGCCAAGAACCCACCAUGGAGGAAUCAAGUGAUGAAGACAACGAGUUCAGGCUCAUUAUCAAGAAAUUCCACAAGUUCAUGCGAAAGGAGUAUGAACGAAAGGGCAAGAAACAUGGAGGACCACCCAAAUGCUAUGGGUGUGGAGAAAUUGGGCAUAUCAAGCACCGAGCUUACAUCUCGUGGGGAGGUGAUUCCGGCGACGAAUCAUCGGAAGGCGAAGAAAACGAAAGUGCCAACCUUUGCCUCAUGGAACACGAGGAACCACCGGAAGAGGUAUGUACCAUUUCUAAAGAUUCCUACACUUUUGAUGAUGUUCAAGAAGCUUUCAAUGAACUUUAUGAUGAAUAUGUCAACGCUUCUAAAAUUAACAAGGAUUUAAAGAAACAACUUAAUUCUAUGGAGAAGGAAGUUGAUAAACUAUCAAAAGAUAAUGAAAAACUUAAAGAAGAAAAUAAGUUUUUCGGAAAAAGAAGCACCGACAAACAGGAAAUUUCCAAAUGUAAUUCUUGUACAUCACUUAAGCAACAAGUUGCAAAACUUGAAAGAACCUUGAAGAAGUUUGGUGUUUCUCAUAAAAAUCUUAAUGGUGUUCUUGAUAAUUUGCAACUCACUAAACAUGGCUUAGGUAAGGCUUAUAGAGUCUUCAACAAACGCACCUUAACCGUUGAGAAAUCUCCUCAUGUUGUCUUUGCCGAAAAUGAUACUCGCUUGGUGAGAAAGGUUUCUUGUGAUGAUCUUGUAGAUUCAUUAGAGAACAUCUAUCUCAAUGACGAAGGAAACAACUCAAAGGAAGCCCAAGACGAAGAAGGAGAGCCACCUAUGAACGAGGAACAACCACAAGAGGAAGAAACGCCAAUGUCAAGGGCAUGGAGGACUUCAAAGGACCAUCCUCUUGACAAGGGGCCGCUGAACUUUUCAAACUUCAGGAGCAAACCAAUGUCAGUCGACAAGCAACAUUAUGUCAAUCGACUAACAGGGUUCGCAGAUCCUUCAGCGGAAAAUCUGAGAAUGAGUCAAGAAUCUGCCCACGGACAAGGCAACAACAAUGAACACGUUAGUGUUCAUACUGAAGCAUCUAGUUUCACCCCUCCCGUCCAAAAUGAACCUGUCAAUCAACAAAAUGUUGGGAAUAACCCGAACGCUGGUGGUCAACCCGAGCUUGUGAUUCCAACUUUUCUGGCUAAUGUGUUACAACAGAUUGCAAACGCACCAAUGUUUCAACCACCUCCACCACCACCACCUCGUGUGGUAACCUACAAAACACUAAGGGAUAAUGGUGCGGAGAUAUUCUUUGGGGAUCGCAUCGCCAAACCCCAAAUUGCAUGGGAUUGGAUCGAGCAGACGGCUCGGGUGUUGGAAAAUCUUAACAUACCCAUUGACAAUUAUCCUAGACUGGCUUCUCAAUUGCUUCGAAAGGAAGCCUACGAGUGGUGGAAGAGGACCGAUGAGAGUGCAGGAACUCCUAAGCCAUGGACAUGGGCACAUUUCGAAUGGGCAUUCAAGCAAGAAUAUAUUCCAAAACGUUUUAGUGAAGAAAGACGUACGGAAUUUGUCGAACUGCAACAGGGAGACAUGACACUCCCUGAAUAUCGUCAGAAGCUCACCAAACUUGCAAACGUUGCGCCAACCUUGGUGAGUACCCCAACCGAUCGCAUUGAGGAGUUCAGGAAGAAACUUCGACCUGACCUCAGGUCACGUGUGUCCGUCCUUACCACCGUGGAUUUUGCAAAGGCCUACGAGAUCAUAGCUAGGGCAGAUAGUGACCUGAGUGCUUGCAUAGAGUAUUUAAAGGCAAACAAUGCUGGCUCAAGCACUCACCGUCCCACUAGCUCUGCCUCAAAAGGAAAAAGGCCCUUCCAAGAAUCUAGCAGUUCGCACUUCUCAAAGAAAGGGAAAUCGGCACAGACGCACUCCGUGGCGUCGGAAAGCAAAUCAAAAGGGUGGAAACACCCAUUGUGUGAUACGUUCGCCGGAGCAAGCCGUGGUGUUCGCCGGAAGUUUCACCGUUUUUCCGCCGGAAUCAUCGUUUCACUCCGAAGUAACCCCGUAGAUAUAUCUAGUGAUUAGAAUGUUCGUAUAGAUCGUUUCUACGUUCAUAAAUGGUCAUUUGGUUGAUUUUGUGUUUGACAUAUGUGAAGAACCAUGAAUCAUAAACCUUGAAUUUGUUGUUAAAACUUCGAAUUGAUGCCUCUAAAAUGAUCUACAAACCUUGGAGAAUAUUUCUAUAUAGUUUAAUUGAAGUUUGGUAACCAAAAAUGGAACUUGAGAAAAAUGGGUUAGAGGUUGAAGAUGAUGAAUAGUAAACCUUCAAUUCCCUG